Belonocnema kinseyi is the source of this 3859-nucleotide messenger RNA. RefSeq names its product transcription factor SOX-9-like. NCBI's taxonomy places the organism in Eukaryota, Metazoa, Arthropoda, Insecta, Hymenoptera, Cynipidae. The record is from RefSeq and is a predicted model, not a curated record. Gene Ontology annotation, molecular function: DNA-binding transcription factor activity, RNA polymerase II-specific; RNA polymerase II cis-regulatory region sequence-specific DNA binding. Gene Ontology annotation, cellular component: nucleus. Bases 523 to 1524 code for a protein of 333 amino acids. The transcript has 5 exons. Gene Ontology annotation, biological process: regulation of transcription by RNA polymerase II.
UUUUCAAAGGUAGUUCACAUUACUAGUCCAUGUGUCAAUGCUGGGUGCAUAACGGUGGUACUGAGAGUAAGGAUUAGAGACAUGUGGAUGGCCCACUUGAGUAGUUGUGUGUGGAUGAUGCUGAGUGGAUAUGUACUGAACUGGUGGUAGCGGUGGCUGGAGAUCAUGGUACCUCACUUCCUGGGAUUUGUCCUCCCAGUAGACUUCAGACACUGAAGGGUCUGAAUAGUAACGUUUACCUGGCUUUUCUACAUCAUCUUCAUACCUGGAAAUUAAAAAUCAUAACCAUAAGCCAAACACAUAUACAGUGGAACAUGGAUUUAGUGUUUCUGGAUUUAGUGUUUCCGAGAAUUGACGCCGAGUGGCGGGGAUUGUAAGAUGCUCAAUCAGACGUCACCAAACAGAGAGAAAAAACAGGAGAGAGACAAAAUAGUUCCGAGAUACUGGAUUUAAUGUCAAGCUCAGCCUCAAAACUGACAUUAAAUUAAGUUUUUGAAGAAUACCAUUUCCAUUUUAAGAAAUAUGGAAUCACACAACAAUUUGGAUCGAGAGGGAAAUGCUGGUCCCUCGAAUAAUGCAAAUUCUUCUUUGGAUGAUGCUGUAGGAAAACUACUGCAAGGAUAUGAUUGGACGUUACUUCCAGUCACCUCACGAGCUGGCGGUCGUCGAAACGCUCACGUAAAGCGACCAAUGAACGCCUUUAUGGUCUGGGCACAAGCUGCAAGAAGAAGACUCGCUGACCAAUAUCCUCAACUGCAUAAUGCUGAAUUAUCAAAAACGCUAGGAAGAUUGUGGAGGAUUUUGAGUGACGUCGAAAAGCAGCCUUUCAUAGAUGAAGCUGAAAGACUGAGAAACGCUCAUAAGAAACUACAUCCCCACUAUAAGUAUCAACCACGUAGAAGGAAACCAAAGCCAGAUGAUCAAGUAAGCCUUCUAACUCCUCGAAGUUCCUUGCCCCUGACAUCAUUAGAAUCUGCCAGCUCAUCCAACUGCAGUUAUAGUAGACUCUACACUGAAAGUUCAAAGACUAGUCCCAGGUAUCAACCCUACGAGCGUCCUAUUGCGCCAUAUGGUAGUGAUUUGCCUUCAAAAUCCUAUCAAGAUUUAUCAAGAGGGACUUAUCCAGAGGCAGCCAAAUGUCCAGUCGAGCACUACAGUAAACCAUACGAAUUAUCAGAAAAAACUUAUCCCGACCCAAAGUACUUGGAGACGUCAUCAAAGUGUCUAGAAAAUGGUCUAAAGUACCCGGAAGUGCAAUCUAAGUCCUAUGACCUAUCAAGGAGCUAUGAACUUCCUAAAUAUCCAGAAACGAAGACCUAUCCUGAAAACUUGAAGUUUCCAGAUGCUAGUAGUCCCUCCAAACCUUAUGCUUGCGUUCAUGGUCAAUAUUAUCCUGCGCCGGAAGGGUAUCCUGUACACGAUGAAAGUGAUUAUCAACCUCAAACGGUACCGCCUCAUUCGUUCUAUCCCUAUAUUUCUCCCCCUAUGACGCAACCACCUUAUUAUAUGGGUCCUCGGUGUUAAUUUAUUUUUGCACACCUUCUGUACAAAACAUUCUUUUUUUAACACAUGCAUGAUUUCAGAACAUUUCGAUGCCAGUUAAGCGGGGCUAAAGUACCGCUUUUCGAGCAUGGUGACGUCAGAAGGUGUAAAAGUGUGCUUUUGCUCCCGAGGGCGCAAAAGUGUGACGUCGGAGUCGAAUAUGAAAAUAUGAUAUGAAUAUGAAAAGUCAGCCUAAAUUACCGAUACAUGACCUGAAAUUUUCGGAAAGUUUGGUUAUUUUAAAUAUUACUAUAAGGGUGAAUGUCAAAUUGGCGGCAAAUUUAGUCCCCGUAAAACAAAAAUGACAAAAAAGUUGUUCUGUUCUUUUGUUUAAAUAAAUACUUUUUAUUAUCAUCUAAAAAAUGGUGAAUUUAAUUUGUUUUAUUUCUAUUCGAACAUCUUUAAUUUUAUAUGCGAAUACCAUAAACUUCAUUAUCGUUCUGUGUCUCAACCUCGAUCUUAAUAUCAAUAACAUUUUCCAAUAUAUCGUUCACUACACGAUUCUAUCUAAUUAAAUUUAUGAUGCAGAAUCCUUUUUUUUUUUAAUUCGGCAUUAAAACUGAGAAAAGCAUUUUUGUUAUUAAAUUACUAAUAAAAAUGUGAUUGCCAGUUUAUUCGCUCAAGUUUGUCUUAGAUUUGACAAUUCCCCAUACAUUGCUAGAAUUUUAUAUAAAUUCCGGGUAACUCACUUAUCUCAAAAUUUUCAACAUUCCGCAUUGAGAAUCGAAUGUGCGUAGAAACCGUUACCGUGUUCCAAUCGUGUCUCUAAACCAUGCAUUUGUUAUAAAAAAUAUAUUAUGCAGCAAGGAAGAGAAGACUUUUCUCUCUUGGUACGUAAUAUAAUAUUACAGGCUUCGAGCUGUCCUGUCACUGUAAUUGUUCUAUAAAAAAAGGAAAAAGCGUGAGUAGGAACUGUUCUAUCACAGUUGACGUGCAAGUGUUACAGAACCACAAUAUAACAGAUCAGUUAAAAUGAACUGAGAAUAAGUACAAUUCAUGUGAAAAUCAGUGACUAUUCACUGAAAUUGCACUGUUUUUUUUAGAAGAAAAUGUUACUGAAAUUCCAGUGACGCUGCCCGAAAAACUUCAGUAACUAAGCAAAAUCCUGGAAUUUUAAUAUUAUUUAAUUCUCAGUGAAAUCUCUGGCCUGAAUUAGUAGAAAACUAAUAAAUAAAAUAGUGCUAAGCUUUUUGCUUAUUGCUUUAGAAAGAACACUUAUGUAAAAUAACUAGAAUUUAAUUUUAAAAUAAUAUAUUUGGACCGUGGGGCCUGUGUUUAUUAAUUAAUGAAAAAUAUGAAUAAAAAUUAAAUUUUAUACAUAUUGUCUGUAUUAAUGGAUGGCAAACUAAAAUUGCACAAGCCACACAAUUAUUGAAUGAAUAAUUCUCUUUAACAUUCAUCCCCAGAUUUUUAAUAUUAUAUUUGUGCGGGCUUUUGAAAAUCUGAACUGAUAAAGUAAUUUUUUGAACUGUAAUCUUUAUUUUAAUUUUACUGAAUGCUUUCAUUUUUUAACGUUAUAUGUUUCUAUUUAUGACAUCAUUCUUGUGAAAAUAGUCGGAACUUUGAAAUAUAAAAGGAUAAAAAAAUCUGAAAAAGGGAAUAUAGAGUAUUUAAAAAAAAAAAUAGAAGAACAAAUAAUACUGAGAAAAAAGGCAAGUAGCGAGAUCGUACAGCAAUUUUCUUUUGUGAGCAGCUUACUAGUAUUAGCAGUUUUCACUUAUCAAUAAGUAGUUUUCUACCAAAUUCAGUUUUAUAGAGUUAUUUUACAGUUUUUAUUUAACUGUCGCUGAAUCACAAUAAUACAUACGUUUUGGAACUCAAAGAAUCCGAACCCGAAUUUGAAAAAGAUUUUUUUUAAACUUGUACAACUUGUUACUCAUAAAAAAUGAAAUUCAACUGCAUAAUAUAGUUUUUUCAAAAUCAAAUUUUCCGAAUUUUUUUAUACAAUUCUGAAAAAAGAUGUUAAAAGAGCACAAAUUCAAAUGUUCUAUUCAAAUGUUGAUAAACUUUAAAAAUUAUAAACCAGGAAAAUGUAUAAAUGUUAAUCUUUUAAUAAUUUUAAUAAUUUUCAAGUAUAGUUUUAGAAGUUUUCGUAGUCUUAGUCGCAAAACAAUAAAAGUUUAGUCUUGGAAAAAAAAUGGAUUAGUUCGAAGUCUACUAUUUAGAAAAAAUGUUUCUGAUAGGAAUUUGGAGGUUUUUAUCGAGACAGAGUAAUUUAAGAGUGUUCGGAAUAUUUUAUAAUAAUUUCAUUAUGUUUUUCUUGAAAUGCCGACAUCAACCUUCGCCAAGUUAAAAAUAAAUUUAUUAGAAGAAAAUU